AUGAAGCCCAGACCGGGCCGGAACCUUCUCCAGAACCCUGCCCCGGUUCGGGAGCCAGUCUGCGCCCCAAGUGGCCCCCACCAGACCCUGGCCGGCUCUUGCGGGAAGUUCGCCCCUUUUGAAAUUAAAGAGCACAUGGUUCUCGCCCCUCGGUUUCGGACUGCCUUCGACCAAGACCUCUGUGAUCAGUUGGACCAGCUCCUCCAGCAACAGAAUGGCGAGCUCUCCUUCCUGAAAGAUCUGAAAGGCCGGCAGCCCCUCAGGUCUGGACCCACCAUGGUUUCAAACCGAAACACAAAUAUUUAUAACAGCGAUGUGCUGAUCGUGGAGAGCGGCAAGGUGGAUGGCGUUCCUAAGAGGAAGAAGUUUGGCAGAAUGAAACUCCUACAGUUUUCUGAGAAUCACCGGCCGGCAUACUGGGGGACAUGGAAUAAGAAGACAACUGUCAUCCAUCCAAGGGACCCCUGGGCCCAAGACAGGAAGCUCCUGGACUAUGAGGUGGACAGUGACGAGGAGUGGGAAGAGGAGGAGCCGGGAGAGUCCCUCUCCCAUAGUGAGGGGGAUGAUGAUGACGAAGUGGGAGAAGAUGAAGAUGAGGAUGAUGGUUUUUUCGUGCCCCAUGGGUACCUGUCUGAGGACGAGGGAGUAACCGAGGAGUGUGCCGACCCAGAGAACCACAAGGUUCGCCAGAAACUGAAGGCCAAAGAGUGGGACGAGUUUUUGGCGAAGGGGAAGAGGUUCCGCGUGCUCCAGCCCGUGAAGAUUGGCUGCAUCUGGGCAGCCGAUAAGGAUGGUGGUGCCGACCUGAAGGUGCUGCAGCAGUUCACGGCGUGCCUUCUGGAGACAGUCCCCUCCGAGGAGGAGCAGACGCCCAAGGCCUCCAGACGAGAGAAGAGAGACCAGCAGAUCUUGGGGCAGUUGCUCCCACUGCUGCACGGGAAUGUGAACGGAAGCAAAGCGAUCAUCCGGGAGUUCCAGGAGUGCUGCCGCCGGGGGCUGCUCAGCAAGGACACGGGCAGUCCUGACAGCAGCUCUGCCAGCCCGCCCAGCCCCGGCUCCUCCCGCCCGCAGACCCCCACCACCAGCGAGGACGCCGCCGUGCCCUCCAAGGCCAGGCUCAAGCGGAUAAUUUCCGAGAACUCGGUGUACGAGAAGAGGCCUGAUUUCAGGAUGUGCUGGUACGUCCACCCGCAGGUGCUGAAGACCUUUGACCAGGAGCACCUGCCCGUGCCGUGCCAGUGGAGUUACGUCACCAUGGUGCCCGCGGCCACCAGGGAGGACAGUGGCAGCGUCCCCGCCACGGGGCCCGGCCAGGGGACGCCCGUCUCGCUGAAGCGGAAGUCAGCCGGCAGCAUGUGCAUCACCCAGUUCAUGAAGAAGCGCAGGCACGACGGGCAGGUGAGGGGCGGGGCGGGGCGGGCUUUCUCACUCUCAAUAACUAAGAAAUUGGUCAAAGCUUCUGCAGAGAAGGACAAGCGCAGACUGCAAAGAGAUAAGGAGCGUUUGGGCAAGCAGCUCAAGUUACGGGCCGAGAAAGAGGAAAAGGAGAAGCUGAAGGAGGAGGCCAAGCGGGCCAAGGAAGAAGCCAAGAAGAAGAAGGAGGAAGAGAAGGAGCUGAAGGAGAAAGAGAGGCGCGAGAAAAGGGAGAAGGAUGAAAAGGAGAAGGCAGAGAAGCAGCGGCUCAAGGAGGAGCGGCGCAAGGAGCGGCAGGAGGCGCUGGAGGCAAAGCUGGAGGAGAAGAGGAAAAAGGAAGAGGAAAAACGGUUGCGGGAAGAAGAGAAGCGCAUUAAAGCAGAGAAGGCUGAAAUCACGAGGUUCUUUCAGAAGCCAAAGACCCCACAGGCCCCCAAG
Molecule: messenger RNA, 1851 nt
Organism: Leptonychotes weddellii (Weddell seal)
Lineage: Eukaryota; Metazoa; Chordata; Mammalia; Carnivora; Phocidae
Source: RefSeq, a predicted model, not a curated record